AUGUUGUUCCAGGUGAUUGUGAACCAACAACGUCCCCAAUCAGUGCUGGUGUCAGGUCUUCCAACUGUUCAGGCUCUGGGUCAGCUUGGGCCCGGUCACUUGGCUUUGGUCGGUCAGCACUCUCUUUGCGUCAUGGCCAUUGAGCCACUCAUGCCCAUCCAUCUGGUGCAAGCAACGCCCACGGCUUUUCAGGUGGCUCACGUUGACGAGCGAGAUCUUGCUCGGAACGCCGCCUUCUGCGAUGCCCUUCUAUCCCACCCCAUCUGGCGCUACCGCCCAGAGACGCACUCCGCUCUUGCCCUGUUGUUAAGACGCAUGUUGCUCCGCGACGUCCUCGCUCGGGGACUGGCAGACCUGCCCCGGGCCUUUCAUCAAUUGCAAGCCCACCUUGCUUCAACUGAUACGCGACAAAUGGCUGUCCCAGUUGCAGCACUAGGCUCACUGGCCGAGGAUCGCAUUCUCCUUCAACGAAUUGGCCGACUACGCACCGCGGCUGACGAUGGCCAGUCCGUUUUGCUCUGCACCCAAGAGUUGCUGACUAUACUGGCGGCGCAGGCGGAGGAACACGGCAUUUUUCUGGACCUUGAGCACGACACUUUCAUGCCGGCCAGUGCCGCUUUGGACUGGCUACUGCAUCAUGUAGGUCAACACUGGGAGGAGCAGCUGCUUGCCAUUGUUCUCAAGGUCCUCAAUGCUGUGUACCGCGCCUGCCUGUGGUCCCCGAGCACCCUGCAAAGUGGGGCCUGCGCCGAGGAUGUCUGGGCUUGGCUAUGCCGCCACGACGGUGAAUUGGCUCUGGAAUACAUGUACAAACUUGAACUUCAGUCACAUUCUCGAGUUCCAAGAGUGCGACGCCGGCCACUGUGGCCACGCAGCUGGGCCACGCUGUGCCUGCACCACUCGUCCAUUCGCGUCUUGCAGCACGCCCUAGCCGAUUCGCGUCCUCCCGAAAUGGUGCACGUGCACUUCCCAGAUUUACUGCGCUGCCAGCUCACGCAGGGUGUUGGUCCGACCCUGCGAGACAUGCUGGCCGCGCGUGGCGGACCCAAGCGCACGACUCCCGACGAGCACGGGUUGUGGUUCCUCCUUCAACUUGGUGCUGCACUGCAUGUCUUGGACUUUCGACACGCGCUAGCUUUAGUGGAUGGAGUGCGCCGCUUCCAAUUCAGCCCCUCGCUGUGGUGGGCUGAAGACUUGCAGCAGCGCGAGUCUCAGCUUGAUAUGGUGCAGCGUGUGCGAACUUGGCAGCUCAAGCACGAGACAGGCCAUGGGCUACGAGCCGAGGCCUUGCCCAUGCCGCUAGCACAGCGUGGCGUUCUUUGGCUUGCCUUACUUUUUGACGCCAUCUAUACUGCCCAGACGUUGCAAGUUCCGCAUUUGGCUCCCCUGCAUGCGCACCACAACCUGCAACUGGAGAAGGCAGGUGUGAACGCAGUCUUGGAGGCUGCACGCGGUGACCUUGCACAAGGGCGCGAGCUUCGACGUGUGCAGGUCAUUCGGGCUCUUCAAAAGCAAGCUUCGGAUGCCUUUGGGCUCGACCGCGCGCACAUGAUGGCGCUUGACCUGUAUCUGCUCGCUGGUGCCUAUGAGCAAGCUGUGUCUUAUCUGCUACGCUUGGGUGACUGGAAGACGGCCCUCGUACUGGCUCGCGUGGAGGCAAAUCGCAUUUCUGCAAAGGACUGCAAACCAAGCUUUAUCCUCGAGCAAACUCUUGCUCAGAACUUGCCUGAACUUGUCGGCUACCACCAGAGCACCAUUGCUCGGCGAGUGAGCAUGGCAGCCAAACUCAGCGGCAUCGUGAGCCCGGUCGCACAAUACCUGGACCGCCUGCUGCGUCAUGGUUCGCACCUGCUGCGUGCUCACCUACAGCCUGAGCAAGCUCAUGCCCAGAGCGUGAAGAAAUCCACGCCAAUUUACCUGCCCCAGAGAGAUCAGCUCAAUGACAGUGUUCAUAUGGAACCGGAUGCCACCAUGAACGUGAGCAAUCAGCAAGUGCCGGUCUCUUGGCAUGCCCUGCGAGACAAUACCUUACAAAGGCUUAGUCAGCUGUGCUAUGCUACGCACCUCCGUGAUGAAAUUGAGCAUGCAGCGCAGACGGGAGCACCUGAUUUGCUUUGCACCUACCUUAGCUACGCUUGUGAUACCAAUACCGCCUUGCCUUGGUCGCAAGCUGAGGCGCGGCGCUUGGCUUUCCGCCUCGACCCUCGCUUCGUGCGCUGCGAGGUGAAUGCUCGAGGGCAUCUUCGAGAUUUCAGUGCCGUCUGCCUCAACGUCCUCACUGCUGAAGCUGACGAGCAGGUGCUUGGGUUUUAUCGCGCCAUCUCUGGCCUGGCCGAGCGCUAUCGGCGCUUGGUUCCCGAAGAUAUACUGACGCUACAAAUGCAUCAUUGGCUUAACUACGAUCCCUUUGCGCUGGGUGAGACAAGCUCACUGGGUUCCAUCCAAGUGCGCUGCGGGGUGCCACUAUUAUGGCUUUCCAAGCGCACCCCUGCUGGCGUAGACUUGGACGAGGUUACUGAGCUGGGAGCUUGGACACCGUCUGCAACAAUGGCCACGGCCAUGCAGCAGUCGGGGCUAACUGUCGCAUCUCCACUCACGCAAGCCAACACCACAUCCCUUCAAGGGAUCCAUCCACUGAAUAGUGCCCCAGCCAUCAGUGGCAACCCAGUUGGACCUAUCCCUUCACCACAACCGUCAGCGUUUCAAGCCACCACGCAUGCCACUACGCGAGGAAGUGGCCAUCCCGCAGAUCUCGAUGCUUCCUGGCUUCCUGACGACAGCCAAGCAAAUGCUCGGGACCAGCCAUCAGCGAGCACCCCCAAGAAAAGCUCGCGUCCACACCAUGAGCAGCAUGCAGACCAUCCUUCGCGGCAAAACGUUACGCCCAUGACGCCAAUCAUUGAUGAGACUCAGGAAAGUGCCGCCAGUCGAACUGGUGCGAAACGGGAAGGGCCCACUCUACGGGACAUGGACGUGCCGGGAGAGCGGUCAAGCGGCAACAACGAAGAGGGCACGGCAGGGAAUUUGGUGGACAUUAGCUCUAGCUUGAGCUUGAGCCUGUCCGAGGCCAGCAUUUCAGCGUCUGGGAGUCAGCGCAUCCGAGACCAGAGCCUGCGUGUCUUGACUGCUCACACCCCACUGCAUGCCGACGCCGAGACAAGCCUUAUGUCACAAGGCGAGUCUUUCGUAAUGGCUGGGCCAGCAGCCUUGCAUGCCUUCUCAGGGCACGGGUCUGGCCCAACUCUUGGUGCUGGCCAGAAGCUGGAACAACAUGACACAGAAGCUGAGAGCUUGAUUUCAGCACCCGAGUCUCAAAGCUCAACUCUAGUUGGAACUUUGGCGGCGUCCCCGUCAACUUCAUCAUCCACGUCUCCAAUCAUCGAGUCGAUAGGGGCUGAAACCGACAUAUCACAGCCCGAUAGCGCACCAGCCAUUCGCGUUGAAGUUCGACCCACACCUUCGACACAAACGCAGCCCUCGCAGCUUGUGCCGAAAGGCCGUGACGACCGGGCCAUCCGUUCUGAAGGAAGCGGCCGUGUGGAGGAUGGGGCACGCGACGAAAGCUUCCGAGACGUUCUCUUGGAUCGCAGUCGAGGGGAUGGCGAUGUGGAUUCCAGCCUCUUGUCGGUGACAUUGACCAGCAUUUCGACCCGCAGCGAAGAUGAGCUCGAACCCGCUCGGCACGCUAGUCAGCAGCAACAGCAACAGCAACAGCAACAGCAACAGCAACAGCAACAGCAACAGCAACAGCAACAGCAACAGCAACAGCAACAGCAACAGCAACAGCAACAGCAACAGCAACAGCAACAGCAACAGCAACAGCAACAGCAACAGCAACAGCAACAGCAACAACAGCUGAGCGAUGCAGGUACUUCAUCCGUCAGCCGCAUCGCUGAUAAGGCCAAGGCAACAGAAAGGGUGCAGCACGAUUUGCCACCAGCUGUCACGCUUAAUGUCUUGGGUCAAGCUGAUGAGACAGCUCGUGACGUGACGAUGCCAGAUAUGGAGACUCCUCCGGCCUCCGGCACCCACUCAGAGACAGCAGAGCAGGGGCCGGUCGCAGAGGUGCCUCUGGUGGCUGGCCCCUCUGGGGAUAGGCCAGCCGCCGAGCUGAACAGUCUGCCAAUCAACGAUCUGGGGUCGAAUCCCGAUCGGGGUGUAUUUGCCAGGCCUGCGUCCAACUCGGAGAAAGGAGAUAUGCUCCGAGAGGAGAUGCCAGUCGAACAGCAGAAAGGCGACUUGUCGGAUCGAAGAACCGGGCCAGCAUCUACCCUUUCCGCAGACAACAAGAGCUUUGCGUCUCCUCAAAGUUUGGCAGUGCCUCCGCGUACCCCAAUGAGUGCCAUGCUGCGCGACACGCCGGCACGAGUCCGUCGACGCAUGGGCCGGCAUAAGAGCGUCGGCUUUGAUGUUCCUCCUGUGCAUACACCACAACGAUCGAAGCAGCCCGUGCCUGUCACGCCUGGGUUUGCAUUACCUGCCCAAUCAGGCAAGCGCUUUUUUACCAGCGAUGCAGCGUCCGAUGACGAGACGGACGAUGCGUCAGAUGAUGGAGCAGAAGAUCGGCAGCCGCUGUUCGCUGUACCGCGUUCGGUCACCACGCAGACACCUCGGCUUCCUGAAGGCCUUUUGCGUUGGAAUCUCAUUGAGCAAGGCACCCAGACUUUGGUCGAGCGCCAUGCGGCCAAGACACAAACCGUUGAUGCAGCCGUGCCCCCGUUACGAAGCGAAAUUGUAUCCGUUGGCGCCAACCCUUCACGCGCGCAUGAAUCCGCGCGAGCAACGCACUCUAUCGAGGGCCUUCCAGAUGAUUCCUCAACCAUAGAGGGGCCGCGCAAGCGCUAUGUGGAUUUAGAUACAGUGCGGGUCCUGCACCACUCGCCGGCGAGCUCGAAAGCCCCAUCACCUCCAUCAUCCUCCGCUGUGGUGGACGACGACAUGGCAGAGAGGCACGCGCCCGUCGAGACGCGGGCAGCACGCCAUGGCCCAGGGUUGGGGCCCGUGGUCUCACACGAGCGAUCCACUUUGGCGUUUGAUCCAAGCAUGCUGGAGCCUCAGCCGGCAGCUGUGGUUAUCCAGUCUUCCCGCGAUCCAGAGGCAUCGGCUGGGCGCUAUUUGCACCGGUUGCGGGAAAUGAAGCGCGGGCAUCAGUUGCAAAAGAUGGAGUUGGAUUUGUCAAGCAUGGAUGAACGGCUUGACGCUGUGCAGACCCGAGCUGAGCGCGGCGAGCUCGGGGUUGACAUGAAUCCGAAGAUUGUAAGUGUUUCACUUCUCAAAAGGUUCAACGAGGCGGGGGCGGAUGCGGUGAUGCGCAAGUAUCCAAUGCUGCUCAACUUUAAGGAUGCCUCUCAAGCACGCUAUGCGGGUCUCCUGGAAGUGCAGCGGGAGCGUUGGCAGAUUGGUCUGACCUGGCCACAUCCUCCCACGGAACCAGGGCAUGGUCCCAAGUGUUUACCCAGCGACGUUAUUGAUCAACUCUUGGAACAGCUCUGUGCGGUGCCGCAAGAGGACUUGCAUGCCAUCAGUGAUGACUUUACGUUGGUGCAGUUUGAGAGCGGCGGUCAUCCUUGGAGCCUACGCAUCGGCGCGAAUUUUCCCGCAGAGGCACCCCGCCUGACUCAUACCUUGCCUGUGGAGUGGUCGCCGACGGCGCUGACCUUUCGGCUAGCCACAACGGUGUCAGGGGUGGUCGUGGACGUCACUGUUGAUGCACGGGGCAGCCAAAUGCUACCAGACGUCCAUGUGCUAGGACCUGAUACUCGCAGUGACCCAUUGCGAGACCAAUGGCAGCGAUAUGCAGCCGGGGGAACUGACAGGCCGGAUGCGACGUUGGCAGACCAUUUGCAGCAAGCCCUGGGAUCAGCGUUGGCGGGCCCGACGGGUCAACAGGCCACGCAUGAGGUGGCUGUGGAGAAGACUGAUUGUGGCAUUUGCUACAGCAUGGAAUUGGAAGAUGAGCUCCCGUCGGAGACUUGUCACAAUGCACAGUGUGGACGGUCCUAUCAUGCCAGCUGCCUGCUGGCAUGGUUGCAAGCGCUUCCCACCACCCGAAAGUCGUUUGAUAGCCUGUUUGGGCAAUGUCCUUUUUGCCAAGCGCCCAUGACGCUUGCCCUAACCAGUCGCUGA
Molecule: messenger RNA, 6126 nt
Organism: Monosiga brevicollis MX1
Lineage: Eukaryota; Choanoflagellata; Craspedida; Salpingoecidae
Exons: 21
Coding region: 1-6126 (2041 amino acids)
Biological process (GO): protein monoubiquitination; interstrand cross-link repair
Cellular component (GO): Fanconi anaemia nuclear complex; nucleus
Molecular function (GO): ubiquitin protein ligase activity
Source: RefSeq, a predicted model, not a curated record